Salvelinus namaycush (lake trout) is the source of this 2172-nucleotide messenger RNA. Its product is annotated as peroxisome proliferator-activated receptor delta-like. Lineage: Eukaryota; Metazoa; Chordata; Actinopteri; Salmoniformes; Salmonidae. Gene Ontology annotation, biological process: cell differentiation; regulation of lipid metabolic process; positive regulation of transcription by RNA polymerase II. The transcript is spliced from 8 exons. Bases 443 to 2059 code for a protein of 538 amino acids. The record is from RefSeq and is a predicted model, not a curated record. Gene Ontology annotation, cellular component: nucleus. Gene Ontology annotation, molecular function: RNA polymerase II cis-regulatory region sequence-specific DNA binding; zinc ion binding; nuclear receptor activity.
AGGCGGGGUUUAGCAAUAAUUAUGACCUUGUGGCUGUGGUAACUAGUGACGACCGUAUGAGUUUGACAGAUCGUGUAGCGGAGCUGACUGAGAAACUUUGGGAAUAACAAGCCCUUCUCCAUUCGACCAACAUACACGAGUAACCUUCAGGAUAUGCAACUAAUGAACAAAAAGGCGACAAAGCUAGUAACAUUUUAAUUUGACAAAGUCCCAUCUCGAGUUUGUCAAGUAGAAUAAACAAUGUUCCCGUGUUUUCGACGUUAAUGAACGUGGAAUAGAGCAGGCAAGGAACACCUCAUCAGGCGAAAGUCGGACUGUCCAGGAUCCAACUAGCUCAGCUACCUAGCUACUGCUUGGAUCAGUUGUUUGCAUGCAACAAAGGGCGGGAAUGGUGACACCAUGACCGAGGGUGGCUGAGAGUCAGGGGAAGCCACACAGCGCCAUGGAGGGCACCAGGGCCACCAUCUUGGCGCCGGUCAGAAGCGACGUCUCUCGACGGGAUCGGAAGCGGCGUGUCGGGGGUCCUGUAAGGAAGGGGGGUGUCUGCCAGAACAGGACCGCCUCCCCACAUGGGGAGUGCACCUCGGACGGAGAGAGGGAGCCGGAGUCAGCCUUGAAGGAACUGAAACCAAACCCGCUGUCGAAGGGGCUGGGCAAAUGGGAUACUGAGGGGGAGCGAGGAGCGGAGGUGUCGCCUGAGGGGGAGGACGUCCUUUGCUCCUGGGAAAUGGAUUCUCAGGACGAGGAGGCGCAGCAGCAAGAGAAAGAGGAGGAGAAACAGAAGGGGAGUAGUAACAGCCACAGCACCUCCAAUACGGAUAGUCCUGCCCCCUCCAGCAGCUGCACAGAUCUGUCCCAGACGUCGUCUCCAUCGCUGUCGGACCAGCUCUUUCUGGGUCGAGAGGAAGGGACGGGGGCCGGGAUCAACGUGGAAUGUCGGAUCUGUGGAGACAAAGCCUCGGGGUUCCACUACGGAGUACACGCCUGUGAAGGCUGCAAGGGCUUUUUCCGCCGGACCAUCCGCAUGAAGCUGGAGUACGAGCGCUGUGAGCGCAGCUGUAAGAUCCAGAAGAAGAGCAGGAACAAGUGCCAGUACUGCCGCUUCCAGAAGUGCCUUCUGCUAGGCAUGUCCCACGACGCGAUCCGGUACGGCCGCAUGCCGGAGGCGGAGAAGAGGAAGCUGGUGGCGGGCCUCCUGGCGGGAGAUACGGCUCCGACCACCAACCCCAAAGGCUCGGACCUCAAAUCCCUGGCCAAGCAGGUCAACAACGCCUACCUGAAGAACCUCAAUAUGACCAAGAAGAAAGCUCGCAGCAUCCUCACCGGCAAGAAUAGCUCCAGCCCGGUAGCGUAUCCAUAUCCCUUCGUGAUCCACGACAUGGACUCGUUGCACCAGGCUGAGAACGGGCUGGUGUGGAACCAGCUGAUCAACGGGACGCCGCCCAACAAGGAGAUUGGGGUUCACGUGUUCUACCGCUGCCAGUGCACCACGGUGGAGACGGUCAGGGAGCUCACGGAAUUCGCCAAGAGCAUCCCUGGCUUUGUAGACCUCUUCCUCAACGACCAGGUGACGCUGUUGAAAUACGGCGUGCACGAGGCCAUCUUCGCCAUGCUUCCCUCGCUCAUGAACAAGGAUGGGCUGCUGGUUGCCAACGGGAAGGGCUUUGUGACCCGGGAGUUCCUGCGCAGCCUGCGGCGGCCCUUUAGCGAGAUCAUGGAGCCCAAGUUUGAGUUUGCCGUUAAGUUCAACGCCCUGGAGCUGGACGACAGUGACCUGGCCCUGUUUGUGGCCGCCAUCAUCCUCUGUGGAGACCGUCCGGGGCUGAUGAACUUCAAGCAGGUGGAGGAGAUUCAGGACAGCAUCCUGCAGGCCCUGGACCAGCACCUGCUGGGCAACCACGCUGACUCACAUUACCUCUUCCCCAAGCUGCUCAACAAGAUGGCCGACCUUCGCCAGCUGGUCACAGAGAACGCCAUGCUGGUCCAGAAGAUUAAGAAGACUGAGUCAGAGACCUCACUGCACCCGCUGCUGCAGGAGAUCUACAAGGACAUGUACUGACUGGACUGAACUGGACUGGACUGGUUUUAGCUUUCUACAACAGCGGUGCUGUUCACUCACUCCUGUUUCCUGUGAGUGAGAGUCACAGGGGGUGCAUGUUUUUUGUUCCAGCA